Messenger RNA from Cololabis saira (Pacific saury), 875 nucleotides. RefSeq lists its product as uncharacterized. Bases 153 to 839 code for a protein of 228 amino acids. NCBI's taxonomy places the organism in Eukaryota, Metazoa, Chordata, Actinopteri, Beloniformes, Belonidae. The record is from RefSeq and is a predicted model, not a curated record. The transcript has 8 exons.
CAGGCAGAGACGGAGAGGCAGAGCGGCAUCUUCCCUCAAGAUACCAGCGGAAACAUCUCUCCAACAGCUGCAAGAUCAUCUUCAUCAGAGCUGCACUAGAAUCAAGAGGUUCACCUUCAUCGGCAACAAAGCUCUCUAUCGGCUGAUCCAACAUGCUCCUUCCACUGUUCUACCUGAGCUUGCUCGUGGCCCUGACAGGUGCCCAAUCACCUCCCGACGCGGGGGGUUCAGGUGCUCCUAAGUAUUCUUCUCUGCCAGUUUCGCACGACAUCAGCUCCUGUCCCAUCACCUACUAUGGCCUGAAAUACACCUCUCUCACCGCGAGGCUCGACAGGCCCAAUGGGCGCAUAAUGUUAUGUUUCGACUUAGAGUGCAAUGAUUUCAUUGAAUUACCUGACAACACUGGAGGAGUUACUUUUCAAAUUACACAACGUGAUACUGAGCUUGAGGGAAAAUUAAAUGAAUCGAUAUCCGAUAUGGAUGAACAAAUGACGUGCUCUGUGCAAAUGACUGCUGCCAAGGGAGAAGGUUCGGUAACUGUGUUUCUUGUGCAAUACGAGACCCGAGCAGUUCUGGGAAUUCAGAACGAUUUGACCUCUGAUGGUCAAUAUAAAAUUAAUGCUUAUAUCUCCAACGCUCUGGAGAAAUAUACUACCAUUGGUAAAGGUGCCACCAACUUCAGAAUCCUCACUGGAUGCAGAAUGGAGAAUGGUGUUUAUCUCAUGGCUGGAGAGGAUGAGUACGAUCUAGAGUGUGGAUAUUACACUUGCAGUGUUGACAGCGUCUUAUCAGUUAAAGGUUGUCCUGCAAAUAAACAUUGUGAUAUUGAUCUCACGUAAGUAUUCUGACUGUGAACUAAAAUCAAAUGUUAUUGA